CCAAAAACACGCAGUACUUUUGUUUCCAAUCUCGUCUUACAUACAUUUGCCCCUUCACUCUAUUCACAUGCAUCAAGCUCCUCAAAUCUCUUGAAUACCCAUUCUAGCCCUAGAUUUCUCUCAUCUCUUCCUCUGAGUUCUGAUUGAGUUAGCCAUGAGAACAUCCUUCCCUUUCCUCACUUUCUCAAUCUUCUUCUUCUUCACUUUUGGUCUCCAUUUCCAAGCUCAUGCUGCUCCUUCAGGACCUUUGAUAAAACACUUGUCUUCUCUUCUCAAAUGGACAAGGUCUUCCUCCAAACUCCCUCAGUCAGAUGGAAAUGUUCUUCAAUUUGAGAAUGGGUACCUUGUUGAAACUGUUGUGGAGGGAAAUGAACUUGGAGUUAUGCCUUACAAAAUCCGUGUCUCCGAGGACGGUGAACUUUUCGCUGUCGAUUCGGUUAAUAGCAAUAUUGUCCGGAUUACUCCGCCAUUGUCCCAAUAUAGCAGGGCAAGAUUGGUUGCUGGGUCAUUCCAAGGUUACACUGGGCAUGUAGAUGGAAAGCCUAGUGAUGCUCGAUUUAAUCAACCAAAGGGUGUGACCAUGGAUGAUAAAGGAAAUGUUUAUGUUGCUGAUACAUCAAAUCUUGCCAUCAGGAAAAUAGGAGAAGGAGGUGUGACAACAAUUGCUGGAGGAAAAUCAAAUGUAGCAGGGUACAGGGAUGGGCCGAGUGAGGGUGCAAUGUUCUCAACUGACUUUGAUGUGAUAUAUGUUCGCCCUACCUGCUCGUUACUAGUUGUUGAUAGAGGAAAUGCAGCUCUUCGUCAAAUCUCUCUUAACCAAGAGGAUUGUGAUUAUCAAUACAAUUCAAUUUCUUCCACAGAGGUCAUUAUGGUUAUUGGUGCUGUCUUGAUAGGAUAUGCUUCAUGCAUGCUUCAGCAGGGAUUUGGAUCCUCUCUUCUCUCGAAAGUGGUGCAUAAACAUCCAUUACAAAGUGAAUCUCAAGACCAACAGACCAAGGACAAGCCAACUAUUGUCGAAACCAUUAAAGAGGAACAAGAAGCAGGGUGGCCUUCUUUUGGAAUGCUCAUUAUAAAUCUAUCCAAGCUUGCAACCGAAUCAUUGUCUAACACCUUCCUUUCCUUCAUACCCUUUCGAUUCCACCGCAGGGGCUCCACGAACAGUCUCACUCCAUUGAAAGUUUCUCUCAUAAUGCCCGAAGAUGAAGUUGAGCCCCCGGUUGUUCAAAAGCAGAGAACUCCCACUCCACUUUCUGAAACCCAGCGCGCCCAUACUCCAAAUGCUGGUGAUAAAUAUUCAGAAAUGAAACCUCCAAAGAUGAGAUCAGCCAGUUUCAAAGAUCCAUCUUUGUCAAGCAAGCACAGAUCUUCAAAACGACAAGAAUAUGAUGGAUUCUAUGGAUCGGGUGAGGUCCCUCCUUAUGGGCAGUAUAGGUCUAAGAGCCAGAAAGAUAGAACAAAGCAUCGCCAACGGGACAAAAGUGGAGAGGUAGUUUCUGAAGCAGUUGGGAUGGAACAGAGACCUGUUGAGAUGAAGCCAGCGAAUUAUGAUGAUCCGAAGACUGACCAUUACAGUAUGAGGAAGACUGACCAUUACAGUAUGAGGAGCAAAUAUGGGAAUUCAUUCCGGUUUUGAUUAGGCUGCAAGUUUUAGCAUUUCUUUCAGCUUCUCUUUGACAAUGUAGUUUCUUGCUUCUGUUAUUUAUUUAUUUAUUCCUGGAAUUGUAGUUUGUAAAUUGAACUGACCUUGGAAGCAAGGACUGACUUUGUACACUGAUCUGAAAAAGGAAGACUUAAAUUCCUGUUUGGCUAAACUUAUUUUUAGUUCU
Messenger RNA from Camellia sinensis, 1826 nucleotides. RefSeq lists its product as uncharacterized. NCBI's taxonomy places the organism in Eukaryota, Viridiplantae, Streptophyta, Magnoliopsida, Ericales, Theaceae. Gene Ontology annotation, molecular function: protein binding. The record is from RefSeq and is a predicted model, not a curated record.